CUUCAACCCACAACAACAGCUGGGAGGGAGAGAAAAGCUGAAUAAAACAAAAUAAAUAGAUUAACACAGGAGAAGAAGAAGAAAAAGAAGAAGAAGAAGAAGUAGAUUACAAAAACUACUACUACUACUACUACUACUACUACUACUACUACAAUGUUACUACUACUACGACUACCACUCAGGGCCUCAAAUAGUCCACUACUACAACUACUACCAAAAACAACAACAACAACAACAAGAGGUCAAGAUUUCAAGGUCACAUGUGCUGAUGAACUUGACCCGAGUUUGUUAAGAAGGUCAUUAGGGAAAGUUGACCUGACCUCCUCCUCCUCCUCCUCCUCCUCCUCUUCCUCUUCCUCCUCUUUAUUUUCAAGUUCUUAUGCUUCUCCUCUUUCCUCCUCCUCCUCCUCCUCUUCUUCCUCUUCCUUCCUUAUGUCACCACACAGAUCCUUCUCCUCCUCCUCCUCCUCCUCCUCCUCUUCCAUUCACAAAAACCUUCCUUUCUCUUCCUUUUCUUCCUCCUCCUCUUCCUCCUCCUCCUCCUCUCCCUCCGUUCACAAAAACCCUCCUCUCUCUUCCUCCUCAACCAUCCCCUCCACCGACUCAACCGGCUUCAUCCCGGUCUACAAAUUCCCCUACAUCCGGGCCGCCCAGACCGCCUGCCGGUUGAAAAUCUACCAGACCGCCAUCACGACCGUCGCAGUUCCCAUAACCGCGUACCUCUACCACACCGACCAGACCGGAUUGGCGACAGUUAUUGCGAUCUCAACCGUCAACCUCCUGGCCCUGGCAAUGCUCUACAUCAUGGGCUAUGGAUUCCGCCGGAUGAUCGGAAUGCUGUACGUGACCCCGGAUGAACGGAUGGUCAAAAUCGCGCAUCUCACCUUCUGGGGUCGGAGGUCAGAGGUCACGUUACCGGCGGAUGACCUUGUGCCUCUGUCUGAAUCGCCGGAUGACCUUAUGGAUGUAUAUAUGAGAGUGUCUAGGUACGAUGGAGGGAGUGGAGAGGUGGAGGAAAGUGGAGGAGAGGGAGAGAGAGAGGUGGAGGGAAGUGAGGUUAGGUUAAGGGGGGGAAGGGAGAGAGAGAGGGAAAGAGAGGGAGAGAGAGGAGAUGGAGAGAAAGGAACGGAGGAAAAAUCUGAAAUGGAGAGAAAAAGAGAGAGAGAGAGAGAAAAGGAGGGAAACCGUCUACAAUCUUCCUCCUCCUCCUCUUCCUCCUCCUCCUCCUCCACUCCCUUUCCUCUCUAUCUCUCUCUUCGCUUUGGAGGUAUUUUAGACAGAGAGAAGUUCUGUCGAGUCUUUGGCGCGCACAUGGACUGAGUGUGUGUGCGUCUGUGUGCGUGUGUGUGUGUCUGUGUGCGUGUGUGCGUGUGUGUGUGUGUGUGCGUGUGUUUUGAUACUGUGAAUAGCCGCUCAAAAGUGUAAAUAAUAAUAAUAAUAAUAAUAAUAAUAAUAAUAAUAAUAAUAAUAAUAAUAGGAACCAAAAUGUUUAUAUAAGAAGAAGAAGAAGAAGAAGAAGAAGAGAGGAAGAAGAAGAGAGGAGGAAGAGAGAGGAGGAGGAGGAAAAGACAUAUAGAGGAGGAGGAGGCAAAGAGGAAGAAGAGAGAGAGAGAGAGAGAGAGAGAGAGAGAGA
Messenger RNA from Eriocheir sinensis (Chinese mitten crab), 1633 nucleotides. RefSeq lists its product as uncharacterized. Gene Ontology annotation, cellular component: mitochondrion. Lineage: Eukaryota; Metazoa; Arthropoda; Malacostraca; Decapoda; Varunidae. The coding region runs from base 154 to 1320 and encodes 388 amino acids. The record is from RefSeq and is a predicted model, not a curated record. The transcript has 2 exons.